Dendrobium catenatum is the source of this 677-nucleotide messenger RNA. RefSeq lists its product as uncharacterized. The record is from RefSeq and is a predicted model, not a curated record. The transcript has a single exon. The coding region runs from base 35 to 538 and encodes 167 amino acids. Lineage: Eukaryota; Viridiplantae; Streptophyta; Magnoliopsida; Asparagales; Orchidaceae.
CACUCUUGCUUGCUCCGUUCGUUCUCUCAACCAAAUGGGCCGGAGACUCUUCUCAUCCGCCGCCGCCGAAAGGCUCCUCCGCCACCACUCCGCCACCUCUGUUGCAACCUCAGCCUCCGACCUCCCUGACCUGGACGAAGAGGAUGUUUGGGCCACCGCCGCAGCCACCUCCGGCGCCAGGAGCAGUUGGCGGCUCGUUGACUGCGUUGACCACCGGCGCCACGUGGGCGGCCUUUCGAGAGUUUUAGAUGGCGGCGCCGUGGUGGCGAUGUCGGCUCCAGUGGAAGUAACCUUUCCGGAGUGGGCGAAGAAGGGUUUGGGCCGGAUCGGGUCGGUGGAGCCGGUGGGCGGGUCUACGUGGGAAGAGGAGGUAGAUGAAGAAGGAGACUGGGUCCCGCCGCACGAGUACCUAGCUCGACAACAGGGGAAGACGGCGCUGGCGACCUCAGUCUUCGAGGGGGUCGGCCGGACCCUGAAAGGCCGAGAUAUGAGCCGGGUUCGUAAUGCAGUCUGGAGUCAAACCGGGUUCUUUGGCUGAACCGCUUCGUAACAAGAAAUUCUUAAUUCAUAUAUAUUUAUUGUAUUAGUUGUUUCCUCUGCUUCUUUUAGGUAGUGAUUUUAGCUUUGUAAAUUGUUAAUAAUGUCUAUUUCUGGGCUUAUUGUGCGAAAAUUCUUCU